This is a messenger RNA of Thunnus maccoyii (southern bluefin tuna), 2917 nucleotides long. RefSeq names its product transmembrane channel-like protein 6 (gene tmc6a). The coding region runs from base 378 to 2732 and encodes 784 amino acids. Gene Ontology annotation, molecular function: mechanosensitive monoatomic ion channel activity. The record is from RefSeq and is a predicted model, not a curated record. Gene Ontology annotation, cellular component: plasma membrane. NCBI's taxonomy places the organism in Eukaryota, Metazoa, Chordata, Actinopteri, Scombriformes, Scombridae. The transcript has 20 exons.
AGAGAGACAGACAGACAGACAGACAGAGAGAGAGAGAGAGAGACAGGAAGUGUGUAUGGUGUCUUUUCAUAGUUUGUCAAUCUCUUUGUCUUUCAUUUGCAUUGCCUGUUUUAUUUCUGUCACAUAGUUCAUUGGUGAGGAAGUUGUUGCUUUCCCAGAAGCACUGUGAUACAGGUCAGAGGGUGAAUUUCACAGGAAGAAAAACAUCAUUUUGUCAGAGUUUCAUUGAGCAGCGGCUUCAUAUUGUAGAAGGAUGAAUAAAAGAAGUCAGUGUUCAAAGUCAGAAAUGACCCACUGAGAGUGGCCCACUAUGUGGCUAAUGAAGACUGAUCCUCUUGGAGAUUUGUGUUUGCAGUACUCAGAGAUCAUUAAGGAACAUGGCACACAGUGUGAGCUUCGAUGUCAACAUUUGCCAGACUGAAUCAGACUAUGAGAACCUGAAUGAUGGUGAACCAGGCCAGUUGUCUCUCUGCGAGAUGGUCAGAGAACCAGCAGCCAGCACCCAGAGGUGGUCUGAAACCCUGCAGAUGGAAGUGUUUAGGGAAUGCACAGACAGCUGGCCAACAGCCAGCCACAUGGCAGAUGACGGAGAGGAGAUCAACCCUCUGCAGAGGUACCGAUGGUCAGCUGCCACAGUAAAGAUCCUUUCUUCAAUGCCCAGUCGCACUGUUGGGCAAACUAGCACUACAGGCACUUCCAGGUGUGCAACACGCUCCUCUCAGCUACACAGACACCAGACCACAUCCCAGGAUACUUCCCACCACUCCAGACCAAUCCAGGAUGACUUUGUCCUUACAGAUGUGGAAGAAAUAAGUGGUGAAGAAUGUGGUUUUACAGAAAACGAGAAGGAGCAGUUGCUAUCCAGGCUUCAAGGUCUCUCAGUGGCUGAUAGCAUGCGUAAGCUGCGAGCCAUGCCACUUAGCCUCGCAGACAAGAAGGAGCUCAGGCAACUCGCUCUCAAUGAUGUAGCUGAAAGUUCAUUCAUCACCAGAAAGAUUCCAUACUACAGCAGUUUCAGAAUGUACAUUUCAAGGACUUGGCGCCAAUGCGUCUACAACUGCCUCCCCAUCCUUGCGUCCCUCCGAUUGUGGCACUCGCCCAUGAAGCGACUGAGUGGGCGUUUUGGAACCGGAGUGCUCUCCUACUUCCUGUUUCUCCGAACCCUCAUGCUGUUUAACCUCCUCCUCUUCUUCAUCACCGGCCUAUUUCUGGUGUUCCCUCAAGCCAUCAACCCUCCUCAAAAUGAGCGCCCUUACAACAAAUUCACUGGUCUUGAGCUUCUCACAGGCAAGGGUUACUUCUCUCAGAGUCUGAUGUUUUACGGCUACUACAGCGACACCAACAUCACAAUCAUCAUGCGCCAGACGGUGCCAUACAGCAUACCUGCAGCCUAUUUCUUUACCAUCACCAUCGCCUUCUUCAUUAUCUGCAUCAUCCUGGUGCACAGCAUAUCCAAGUCCUUUGGGAGAAGUUUUCAUGUCCUCAAGUCUAAUGGGAAUCUGGCGGUAAAGGUGUUCUGCUCCUGGGACUUUAAAGUCAGCAAGAAGACAUAUGUUAGACUGCAGUGUGAGAAAAUCAGCACUCAGCUCAAAGAGCUGCUCUCAGAGAUGAUGAGUGGAGAAGAUGAAGAGAGCAACAUGGAGCGACUCCGCCGCAUCUUUGUGCAUCUGUCAGCAUGGGCUGCCUGUAUGGCCAGCAUCGCCCUGGGCACCCUGACAGUCUAUCAUCUGUCAGAGAAAAAAAAGCAGACUGUCACUGACACGUCUUCCACAGAAACUGAACUGCUGCCAGUGUCUGCAGUAGUGUCGGCCAUUAACCUGUUACUCCCUGGACUCUUCAACCUAUGUGCUUGGCUAGAGAAAUAUGACUCACCCAGUGUUCGUGUCUAUGUCUCCAUCUUCAGGAACCUGUUGUUGAAAGUCAGUGUAAUUGGAGUGCUGUGUUACCACUGGCUCGGGAGAAUUGCGGUGGAACCAGAAAAUCAUGGCCUACAGUGUUGGGAGAGCUUUGUGGGGCGAGAGCUAUAUCGCUUGCUUCUGAUGGACUUCAUCUUCACGGUGCUUUACACUUUUUUGGGAGAGUUCCUGUGGAGGCUCUUUUCCAAGCACGUGUUGAAAAGGAACAGGAAGCCAGUGUUUGACAUUGCUCGUAAUGUGCUGGAGCUCAUAUAUGGGCAGACCCUCACUUGGAUUGGGGUUCUGUUCGCACCAUUGCUUCCUGCCAUCCAGAUCAUAAAACUGUUUGUGCUGUUUUACAUGAGGAAGGACAGUCUGUUGCUCAACUGUCAGGCCUCAAGUAAGCCCUGGAGGGCCAGUCAAAUGACAACAUUAUUCAUCUCUCUUUUGUUCUUCCCCUCAUUUCUUGGUGCUGUCACGGUUGUCACAUAUACAAUUUGGAAGAUUAAACCCUCAUCAGGUUGUGGCCCUUUCAGGAAUAAUACCAUGUUUGAGUCGGUGGGGGUGUGGGCCAAACAGAUGCAGGACACUCAUCCAGUCCUGACGUGGCUCAACUGGAUUUACAGAUAUCUAGUGGAUAACCCACUUUUGUUAUUCCUCGCCAGUGGAGUUUUUCUAAUGGUGAUAUACAUUCACUCUCAAGUUGUCGAUGGCCAAAGGAGAAUCAUCAGUCUGUUAGAGAAGCAAAUUGAAAAUGAGGGUAAGGACAAAAAGUUCCUCAUCACCAAACUGCAAGACAUAAAUGAACAGAGUAGUCCGGUUUCUCCUCAUCAAUAAGCAACACACUGAAGAAAUGGCAAGAUAUCAUCUCAUCAACAACACAUAUCUUAGUGUUGAUAUAAUCAUCAAUGCCAAGAUAGCUAUCAGCACCAUCAGGAAUGUCACGUACAAGGUACAAAGAGAAUGAAAGUGGAAGAAAAAACAGUUACAGUAAAAAAAAUAAAUAAAAGUGUUCAAAUACA